GAGUCUCUAUUCCCUACCAAUAAUCAUCACCACCCAACACUAUUUAUACACCUCUAUAUGCCAUACCCAACAAGAUUUGGAGUAGAAGCUUAAGUAGAAUUUCCACAGACCUCUUCAAAUAUUACAAACAAUGGAAAUUGGGGAAAAAGGGAUGAAGCAGAGCUCAUUGUGGUUAUAUUUCUCCACAAAAUUCUUUCAUCGCAAGUCAGAAAAAACAGACCCAUCAAAAGAUUUAUCAACUCCAAAAAAGCCUGGAGGAUGGAAAGCCAUGCCUUUCAUCUUAGGAAAUGAGACACUUGAAAGGUUUGCCUCUUAUGGUAUGUUAGCAAACUUCAUGGUGUAUUUGUUAACGGUGUUUCACAUGAAUCAAGCACCAGCAGCAACCCUAAUCAACAUCUGGACUGGUAUCACAAAUUUCGCGCCUUUGUUUGGUGCUUUCAUUUCCGAUGCCUUAAUCGGAAAAUUCAAGACCAUUGCUUUUGCAUCGUUCGCAUCUCUUUUGGGAUUUAUAACGUUGACGUUAACGGCAUGGUUACCGCAAUUGCAUCCUCCAGCAUGCAACGUACUACAACUACCACAUGGUCAUCAUUGCAAAGGCCCAAACAAUCUUCAAUUUGGUGUCUUGAUCCUCGCACUCGGCUUCAUGGCCAUCGGAGCAGGAGGAAUAAGACCAUGUAGCAUUCCAUUUGGUGUUGAUCAAUUCGAUCCAACGACAGAACGAGGGAAGAAAGGGAUUGCCAGCUUUUUUAACUUGUACUACCUCUCAUCUACGGUGGUAACCUUAAUUACAUUAACUCUUGUGGUUUAUAUCCAGGACAACGUUAGCUGGGUCUUUGGUUUUGGUAUACCUACCAUUCUCAUGGCAUGCUCUAUCGUUCUAUUGUUUGUUGGGACGAGAAUAUAUGUCCAUCGACCGCCCGAAGGCAGUCUGUUCUCGGGCAUUGCUAGAGUGUUGGUUUCUGCCUAUCAUAAGCGUCAAGUUUUGCUUCCUAUGGACGGAGAGAUUGAUGCUAAUUUCUAUGAUCCUCCAUUGAAGAAAACUACUUUCUUGAAGCUCCGUCUUACCAACCAGUACAGGUUCUUGAACAAGGCUGCCUUAAUAGAGAACAACGACCUGAAACCAGAUGGUUCUUGUGCAAAUCCAUGGAGACAAUGUAGCAUCCAACAAGUAGAAGAGCUCAAAUGCAUAUUAAAAAUAGUACCAAUAUGGUCUGCAGGCAUUAUUAGCUUCAUUUCCAUGGCACAACAAAACACAUUCACCAUAUCACAGGCUUUGAUAAUGGAUAGACACCUCGGACCCCACUUUGAAGUCCCGACAGGAUCAAUCAUCGUCAUAUCAAUGAUCCCAAUAGUGGUUUGGCUCCCUUUCUACGAUAGAAUUGUAGUUCCAUUCCUUAGAAAACGCACCAAAAUCGAAGGCGGAAUCACACUUCUCCAGAGGAUAGGAAUUGGGAUGAUAUUAUCGAUUCUGUCAAUGGUAGCCGCCGGAUGGGUGGAGAGGGCGAGAAGAUCUUCUGCCAAUUCGCACCCUCGAUCGCCAAUGUCAGUAUUUUGGUUAUCUCCACAACUUGUCCUUCUAGGCUUAUCUGAGGCAUUCAAUCUUAUUGGACAAAUUGAAUUGUACAACACAGAGUUCCCUGAGCAUAUGAGGAGUAUUGCUAACUCUCUUUUCUCAUGCUCCGCUGCUGGUGCUAAUUACCUCAGCAGCUUGAUGAUCACGAUCGUGCAUAAUACCACCGGAACAACUAGUCACCCCAAUUGGUUAACGAAUGAUCUAAAUUCAGGCAGAUUAGACCGUUUCUACUUCCUUGUCGCUGGGUUGGGUGCUGUGAAUUUCAUCUAUUACCUAAUCUGUGCCCGGAGUUAUCGGUACAAAACCAUUAAACAAGUGGAAGAUGAACCUCAGCAUGAUGUUGAGCAGAGCACAGCCAAAGCUUGAACUCACAUAUUGUAUGAAGUGAUGAAGACGAGUGAAUUGUAUUGGUGCAAAUUUUCUUUUGUUUUUAGGAAGCGAUCCUCCUCCAGUGCAAUUAAAUAAAUGGAACUUCUUACCUUCGUGUA
Tripterygium wilfordii is the source of this 2061-nucleotide messenger RNA. RefSeq names its product protein NRT1/ PTR FAMILY 2.13-like. Bases 131 to 1939 code for a protein of 602 amino acids. The record is from RefSeq and is a predicted model, not a curated record. Gene Ontology annotation, molecular function: transmembrane transporter activity. Gene Ontology annotation, cellular component: plasma membrane. NCBI's taxonomy places the organism in Eukaryota, Viridiplantae, Streptophyta, Magnoliopsida, Celastrales, Celastraceae. Gene Ontology annotation, biological process: transmembrane transport. The transcript has 4 exons.